Messenger RNA from Ixodes scapularis (black-legged tick), 273 nucleotides. RefSeq lists its product as uncharacterized. Bases 1 to 273 code for a protein of 90 amino acids. The record is from RefSeq and is a predicted model, not a curated record. Lineage: Eukaryota; Metazoa; Arthropoda; Arachnida; Ixodida; Ixodidae. The transcript is spliced from 3 exons.
AUGCGUCUGAGCUGCGUCCUGUGCUUCUUGGCAAUGUGCCACUUCGCCUAUGGUUCAGGCAAUCUAAACCUCUUCGGACUAGGAUGCACAAAAACAUGGACUAUACCCCUUUUACAAUGCAUGUAUGUUUGUCAACAUGGAGAAUGGGGAUUCCUGCGGAUUCCACGAUUCACUGUAGAGCAAACAACCAUCGGAACAAGCUGUAAGGUGGGUACAAUCAUUUCUAGUAUAAAACCUCAAGCUGUGAUUCAAGGUCCGGUUUAUGGUAGUUGA